CCUCGCACAUCGCUUAUCACAGAUCCCCUCACUCCUCAAAGUACAAGCAGGUACUGUAUAUAAAAAAAGAACAGUCAUGACGUCAGUGACGGUGUUAGAGGAGCCAGACUGGUGCCAGUCCUGGUGCCAGUUCUGUUGGGAGUCAAAGGGGCGGGCACUGCUGAUAACACCCAUCAUAUCUUGUUGUUGCAACUUUCACUAAAAAAUCCUUUCACCAGAAAAAAAGAAACACACCGUAGGCUAUGUGAUGCUUACUGACGUUAUUUAAAAAAUCGAAAUAUGCGCAUGGUUGUUCUUGUUAUUGCUCUUGUCACUGUCCAGCAGCUGCGUCUCAUCCUCUUAAAACUGGCACCAAAGUCUGAUCCCUCGCACACUGUUAAUGUUGUCAUGACUCAUGAUCGAGGAAAUAACAAUUAAGAAACGGAAGGCAUUAUUGAUCGUGAAGACUUGCGUCUCACUUCCUGAUUUCCACAAAGGCAGGGAUGCUUCUCAAGCACUGAUAUUCACUGACAUGUAAUGAUCAGAGCAGAGAGCAUACAAACAGGAAGACAUACAGACGGGCUCAGAGAGACCGUCGACAUGGAUCACUUGUUGCUACUGUUGCUGUUGCCGUGGAGCUCAGUACUCCAGGCUGAAGGAGAACACAAGUCAACAGAAUCUGUCAGGGUGGUGAAAGGAGACAGUCGCUGUGCAGGAACACUGGAGGUGAAACAUCAGGGAGACUGGAGACCAGUAAGAGGUGUUUACAUGAGCUAUAAUGAGGCCCUGGUGGUAGCUGUUGAUGCUUGCAGAGAGAUAGACUGUGGCUCUGCGGUUUCUGUUGGACGGACAGCGGAGUCCAAAGACAGAUCUGUGUGGAUCAUCAGCUCUGACUGUGUUCAGUCUGGAUCUGCUCUGAGGGAGUGUGCAUCAUCAGAUUUCUCUUCCUACAUCUUAAAUCUCACCUGCCUAGACUCUGUCAGGCUGGUGAAUGGGAUCAGUCUGUGCUCAGGUAGACUGGAGGUGAAGUCUAAGCAGUCUAACCAGAGGUGGUCCUCAGUGUGUGAAGCUGACUUUGACCAGCAGGAUGCAGAGGUGGUGUGUAGGGAGCUUGGCUGUGGGCCUCCUUCAGUCCUCCAGGGGGGACUCUAUGGAGAAGAGGAGGCUCCAAUGUGGACCAGAGAGUUUCAGUGUGAAGGCAAUGAGUCUGCUCUCCUGGACUGUAGAAGCUCAGGCUCAGAGAGAGACACCUGCUCACCUGGCAAAGCUGUUGGACUCACCUGCUCAGACCCUGUCAGGUUGGUGGGAGGAGACAGUCGCUGUGCAGGAACACUGGAGCUGAAACAUAAUGGAGACUGGAGACCAAUGACUGCUGUCCACGAUGUCUGGACCCUAAAGACAGCAGUUAUUGUCUGUAGAGAGUUGGACUGUGGCUCUGCUCUUUCUGUAGGAUGGAGAGAGGGGUCCUCAGACAGAUCUGUGUGGAUGACCUCUGGCUGUGAUAACUUUAGAACUGCUUUGAGCAAGUGUGUAGUGUCAGAUAGCUCUUCUUCCAUCACAGAUCUCAUCUGCUCAGACUCUGUCAGGCUGGUGAAUGGGACCAGUUUGUGCUCAGGUAGACUGGAGGUGAAGUCUAACCAAUCUAUCCAGAGGUGGUCCUCAGUGUGUGAAACUGACUUUGACCAGCAGGAUGCAGAGGUGGUGUGUAGGGAGCUUAGCUGCGGGCCUCCUUCAGUCCUCCAGGGGGGACUCUAUGGAGAAAUGGAGGCUCCAAUGUGGACCAAAGAGUUCCAGUGUGAAGGCAAUGAGUCUGCUCUCCUGGACUGUAGAAGCUCAGGCUCAGAGAGAGACACCUGCUCACCUGGCAAAGCUGUUGGACUCACCUGCUCAGAGCCUGUCAGGUUGGUGGGAGGAGACAGUCGCUGUGGAGGAACACUGGAGCUGAAACAUAAUGGAGACUGGAGACCAGUGGGUAAAAAUUCAAUUAACUGGUCCCUGGACGAAGCAGCAGUUGCAUGUAGAGAGCUGGACUGUGGCUCUGCUGUUUCUGUGGGACUGAGAGAGGAGUCUUCACGCAGACCUGUGUGGGAAAUCAACUCUAACUGUGUUCUUUCUGGAUUUUCUCUGAGGGAGUGUGUAGAGUCAAGCUCCUCUUCCUCCAUGGCAGAUCUCACCUGUUUAGACUCUGUCAGGCUGGUGAAUGGGAUCAGUCUGUGCUCAGGCAGGCUGGAGGUUAGAUCUAACCAGAGGUGGUCCUCAGUGUGUGAAGCUGACUUUGACCAGCAGGAUGCAGAGGUGGUGUGUAGGGAGCUUGGCUGUGGGCCUCCCUCAGCCCUCCAGGGGUUGCUCUAUGGAGAAGUGGAGGCUCCAAUGUGGACCAAAGGGUUUCAGUGUGAAGGCAAUGAGUCUGCUCUCCUGGACUGUAAAAGCUCAGGCUCAGAGAGAGACACCUGCUCACCUGGCAAAGCUGUUGGACUCACCUGCUCAGAGCCUGUCAGGUUGGUGGGAGGAGUCAGCCGCUGUGCAGGAACACUGGAGCUGGAAUAUCAGGGAGACUGGAGGCCAGUGUCUGAUCGUUACGAACACUGGACCCUGAGGGAAGCAGUUGUUGCCUGUGGAGAGUUGGACUGUGGCUCUGCUGUUUCUGUAGGACGGAGAGAGGAAUCCUCAGACAGAUCUGUGUGGUUAAUUUUGCCUCACUGUGUUCAGUCUGGCUUUGCUCUAAGGGAGUGCGCAACAUCAAGUUCCUCCUCCUUCAUCAUAGUUCUCACCUGCUCAGACUCUGUUAGGCUGGUGAAUGGGACCAGUCUGUGCUCAGGUAGACUGGAGGUGAAGUCUAACCAGUCUAAGCAAUCUAACCAGAGGUGGUCCUCAGUGUGUGAAGCUCACUUUGACCAGCAGGAUGCAGAGGUGGUGUGUAGGGAGCUUGGCUGUGGGCCUCCUUUAGUCCUCCAGGGGGGACUCUAUGGAGAAGAGGAGGCUCCAAUGUGGUCCAGAGAGUUUCAGUGUGAAGGCAAUGAGUCUGCUCUCCUGGACUGUAGAAGCUCAGGCUCAGAGAGAGACACCUGCUCACCUGGCAAAGCUGUUGGACUCACCUGCUCAGAGCCUGUCAGGUUGGUGGGAGAAAACAGUCGAUGUGCAGGAACACUGGAGCUGAAACAUAAUGGAGACUGGAGACCAGUGAAAUUUUUUAUUGAUGUUUUUUCUGUGGAGCCAGCAGUUGCUGCCUGUAAAGAACUGGGCUGUGGCUCUGCGCUUUCUGCAGGACUGGUAGAGUCCUCAGACAGAUCUGUAUGGAAUCUCAACUCUGACUGUGUUCUCUCUGGAUUUGCUUUGAGGGAGUGUGCUUCAACAAGUUCCUCUUCCUUUUUUCGGAAUCUCAUCUGCUCAGACCUGCUGCUUCAGCCCAACAUCUCUGUGUCCUCCUCCAUGGGCAGGGUCUCUGAGGCCCAGCAGCAGGAGUUUCAGGUGAACUGGGGCUCGCCCUUCACCAUCAGCUGCUCCGUCCAACCACAGUACCCAGAAGGCUACUUUGAGCUCACCUUCACCUCCUCCAACUCAGCACACAACUACACCGAGCAAGCUGUCAAUCACUCUGCCCACUUCCUGUUUUCUGCAGAGUCCGCCCACCAAGGAAACUACAGCUGUGUUUAUCACGUCUAUGUUUUUUCUCAUAGCUUCUCCUCUCAGAGUCGUCUGCUCUCUGUCACUGUCUCAGGAUUGAAUCCAAAACUUUAUAUUAUUGGAGCGGUAGCCCUGCCGCUGAUUCUGCUGUUGGUGAUUGGUGCCCUUUGCUUCUACUGUAAGGCCCGCAGGGGAUAGACAACGGGCACACAGUAGAAAACUGAGCUGGAUUAUUAUUCUGUGGGUGUUUCUGCAGCUGAAGGAGCUCAGGAAGCAGAGUAGCACCUCCAAGGAGCCCAUCCCACAUCCAGUAGAUUUUUAUAUGCAUGUUUCAUUUCAACAAGAAUUUUGUAAUUUGACAUUUUUUUUCAUUUCACGAGAAUUUUAAUUCAUUUUGUAAUCAAGUUUGCCUAAUUUACUUAAUUUUGUAACAAAGGGUUCUGCUUAUUUUCAUGGUUAAGUAUUUUGCUUAUUUCAUAAGAAUUUUGAAUCUUAAUUUUGUACUGAAUGAGUUUUAUUUUUUCAAAGGAGUUGUGUUUAUUUUUGUAAUCAUGAACAUUGCUUAUUUUUGUGAUAACUAAUUUUGUAAAAAAUUGUUCUUAAGCAAUUAUUUACUUUUGUGCUGAAUGAUUUUGCUUAUUUUUAGAAUUAAGGAACUGUCAUAUUUCAUAAGAAUUUUAUUGAUUCUUUUUCAUUUAUCCCUUUAUUACUCCAUGAAUAGAAAAUACUGUCAGCAGCCAUAAAAUAAAAACAAUGUUUAGGAACAAAAUGUUCUGUAAAUGAUAUGAAUGUUGUAUGGAAACCCCCCUUGUAAAAACCCUCAGAAUAAAAACCCUCUUAUCACCUUAUUACACAAUGAAAAUAAAUAAAUGAAUUAAUACUAGGAAAA
Molecule: messenger RNA, 4492 nt
Organism: Epinephelus fuscoguttatus (brown-marbled grouper)
Lineage: Eukaryota; Metazoa; Chordata; Actinopteri; Perciformes; Serranidae
Product: scavenger receptor cysteine-rich type 1 protein M160-like
Exons: 15
Coding region: 517-3801 (1094 amino acids)
Cellular component (GO): membrane
Source: RefSeq, a predicted model, not a curated record